AUGAAGAGGGUUAAGAAGGAGAACGAUCCACAGAUACGAGACGACAACACAUCCAUGGUUGAUCUUCCUCGAGAUCUUAUCGAAAAGAUUCUUUUGAACUUGCCGGCUAAAUCCAUACCAAAGCUCAUCGUCGUCUCGAAGCUCUGGUCUUCUAUCAUCCGCAGCAAACAUUUCAUCGAUCUAUACCUGAAACAAUCUUUAACUCGUCCACGUUUUCUCCUCUCGUUCCACCGUGACAGCAUCCGGUUCUUCAACUCAGUCUCACCGUCUUCUUCUUCUUACACUUGUACAACAUCAAGCUUUCUUGAUUAUAAGCGGCUCUGUUCACAAGGUUACAACGUUUCUCCACCUGUACGCGGAUUGAUCUGUUGUCAAGAUUUGGAUAAGAUGGUGGUUUUGAAUCCUAGCACGGGCCAGCUCUUGGUUUUACCAAAACUCAACACUAGGAGAAAACUAGGGAUAUCAAGUUUUUUGGGAUACGAUCCGGUUGAAGAUGAAUACAAAGUCUUGUGCAUGACGACGGUAUUGAAACUUUCUGGACCGGUUGUGGGCGAAGAGCAUCAAGUUUUCACUUUACGUGGAGGAGCUGAGAAGAAGGAGAAAGAAGAAGCUACAUGGAGGAUGAUCAAAUGUAAGGUUCCGCAUUGUCCUGCAACCAAAGGGAUAUGUAUGACGACGACGACGAAUGGUGUUAUUUACUACGGAGCUUUGUCCAAUAGUGUUAGAGAUAAACACGAAUCUCUAAUUGUGUGCUUUGAUGUGAAAUUGGAAGAGUUUUCUCUUGUUAAGUUACCCGAUGGUGUCGAAAUUGAAAGUCAUGAUCAAUCUGAUUUGGUCAACUACCAGGGGAAGAUAGCUUUGUUGAGUAACUCAUGGUUUUGGAAGAUGUCUUCAAACCAGAAUGGUCAAAGAUCUCUAUCGUGGUUCCUUCUUGGGAUGAUUUAG
This is a messenger RNA of Camelina sativa (false flax), 945 nucleotides long. Its product is annotated as F-box/kelch-repeat protein At3g04660-like. Gene Ontology annotation, molecular function: protein binding. The record is from RefSeq and is a predicted model, not a curated record. Lineage: Eukaryota; Viridiplantae; Streptophyta; Magnoliopsida; Brassicales; Brassicaceae.